UUCAACAGGAUAUUUUGUCACUAUGGUUACAGGCGGCCGAUCUUGAUUGCCGCGUGUCCUGCCGCUCACAUCGAGGACAGAUAGCUGUAGCGGUGUCAGGACCGCCCUUCUAGUUGUGAUAAGUGUCAAGUCUUCUGGAUCCAUGUGACUUGAAGCAGAGGGAAAACGCACUGCAUCCGUGAAGAUCUGUUCUUGUUUUGUUUCAAGCCCAAUGCCUCUGGUGCAAAGAUAAAGGUAGUGGAUCCAAAAAUAUGAAGAUGGCUUCUGCAGCGCCUGUGACCUUUGUCUUCACCUCCCCCAACAAUGACUCUAACAAGACCACCUGUGACACCCUGUACGCCCACCGGGACUACGCCAGGGUCUUCAUGCCUCUGUUCUACUGCGUGGUGUUCCUGGUGGGGCUGUUCGGGAACAGCCUAGCCCUCCAUGUCAUCCGCCCCAAUAUGAAGAAGAUGAACUCCACCACCCUGUACUCUCUCAACCUGGUGGUCUCCGACAUCCUCUUCACCCUCUCCCUGCCCGUGAGGAUAGUCUACUACGCCCUGGGCUUCCACUGGCCUCUGGGCGAGGCGCUGUGCAAGAUCUCGGGAUUCGUAUUCUACAUCAACACCUACGCCGGGGUGAACUUCAUGACCUGCCUCAGCGUGGACCGCUUCAUCGCCGUGGUCCUGCCUCUGCGGUUUGCGCGGCUCAGGAACGUCAGCAACGUGCGUUACAUCUGCGUGGGCGUGUGGCUGCUCGUCCUGGCGCAGACCCUCCCCCUCUUUGGAAUGCAAAUGACCAACCUGGAACCCGAUGGCUUCAUCACCUGCAUGGAAUACCCCAACUUUGAGAAGGUCGAUAACGUCGCCACCAUGCUGAUCGGCGGCAUCUUCCUGGGCUACGUCCUGCCCCUUCUCACCAUCCUCGUGUCGUACUCCGUCCUGUGCUCCAAACUCCACUUCUCGGCCAAGAGCAACCGUCUGACGGAAAAGUCGGGCCGGAGCCGCAAGGCCAUCGGCGUGAUCUGCUGCGUGUCCCUGGUGUUCAUCGUCUGCUUCAGCCCCUACCACAUCGACAUCCUGCAGUACAUGAUCCGCAAGCUGGUGUCGAGCCCCGACUGCGUGGACUUAACGGCCUUCCAGGUGUCGCUGCACAUCACCGUGUGCCUGAUGAACCUCAACUCCUGCCUGGAUCCCUUCAUCUACUUCUUUGCCUGCAAGGGCUACAAGAGGAAACUCCGGAAGCUGCUGAAGCUGCACGUCAGCAUGUCCUUCUCCAGCGCGGUGAGGACGUCACCCGAAGGCUCCUCCAAGGACAUUCUCGACGGCAACAAGAUCCAACUCAACAGCUGUACUGUGGGCUCCACCAGCGAGAGGCUCACGGAGAGGAGGUAUCACCACGGCGAGUAGAUGAAACAACCAAGGCACUAAGAGCUACGCGAAAGGCGAGGACCUUUUAAGCUUGAGGCCCGCUUUAAUCAAGGCCAGUCAAACAGUGUCUUGCAGAGAUUGUCCGUGAACAUUGGAGUCCUGUUGUCAGGGCUUUUGCCAUAUGGAUCCGAGAGAAAUCCAGCUGUUAACAUAAGGACAGUUUUCUAAGUGCCUCAACAGAGCGACAGAAUGAAAAUCCAGCACUUCCCUUGUUUACAUAUUUUGUUAUUAGUUAUGUUAGUUAUUAGUUAUUAUGAAUGUCUCAGGGAAGCAGAGAUCAGUGCAGCAAUGGAAGGAAAAAGGACUGAAUGUGAAGCAUGAAUCGGAGUUGAGGUGGAGUUGAAAACAAGUCUUACCCACAUUCAAAUUCUUAUGCACUGGAAAAGCUCAAGUACAGCGUGUAAGGAGUGCAGCGGGACACUCAAAUGAAAGCAAGAAAAACAGCGUAAAAUGUGCAAACAGGCGAUAACCUCACAUCCGGUCCCAUACUCACUGGGUUACUUUUAUGAACCAACACGAGCUUCUUUCCAAAACACAAUCACACUCACAACCUCAGUUCUUUAUUGCCGCACAGUGUAAUACCUCAAGAAAGUGUACACUCAUCAUUUCAUGGGCUGCCAACUGAAUUAAGCUUAAUUAAUGGUAAACAGCAUGUAUUUCUCUGUUUUAGCAUUCAUUUCCUCGUUGUAAAAGUGGAUUGGUCUGUGAUAUCAUUUAAUUUAAAGGGGCCGUGAGGGUUUUUUCUUGUGAACAUACUGUAGUUAUGUUUACAUGCUAUACUAUUCGCCAUGAUGCAAAGUGUUUAUUUCCUGAGUUCCACCAUCUGUGCUUUAUUUUCCUCAUUAAACAUUUGCUGAGCUAAUUCUUUGGGUACUGUGAA
Gasterosteus aculeatus aculeatus (three-spined stickleback) is the source of this 2292-nucleotide messenger RNA. RefSeq names its product G protein-coupled receptor 183a (gene gpr183a). Gene Ontology annotation, cellular component: membrane. The record is from RefSeq and is a predicted model, not a curated record. Lineage: Eukaryota; Metazoa; Chordata; Actinopteri; Perciformes; Gasterosteidae. Gene Ontology annotation, biological process: G protein-coupled receptor signaling pathway. Gene Ontology annotation, molecular function: oxysterol binding; G protein-coupled receptor activity.